AUGUGGUUCAUGAGCAACUGUGCACAUUCGAACAGAACAGUGAGAACUAAGGAGGAACUCAGAACUGACUCAACUGAGAUGUUAAAGUCAGAACUCAGAAGUCUCACACAACAGAGAAGAGAAGAGUCCGAGUCUCUGAGAACAAUCAGAACAGCGGAACACUUUGGAAUACUGUCAGUUGUCACAGAGACACGACUCACAGUCUCACAGUCCCUGUCAGAGGCACAGAAUCACACUCUCACAGUCGCUGACUCGCUGACACUCCUGACAGUCGCUGUCCACACUCCACAGUCUGCAGUCCACACUUACAGUCACAGACUCACGGACUCACUCUCUCACAGUCACUAUCCAGCCAGUGUCCACAGUCCACAGUUCCACACUCCACAGUCCACAGUCACAGACUCACGUCCACGGACUAACAGUCUCACAGUCUCAGUCUCACAGUCUCACAGUCUCACAGUCUCACAGUCUCACAGUCUCACAGUCUCACAGUCUCACAGUCUCACAGUCUCACAGUCUCACAGUCUCACAGUCUCACAGUCUCACAGUCUCACAGUCGCACAGUCGCACAGUCUCACAGUCUCACAGUCUCACAGUCGCACAGUCUCACAGUCGCACAGUCUCACAGUCGCACAGUCACACGACUUCUAA
Molecule: messenger RNA, 651 nt
Organism: Sphaeroforma arctica JP610
Lineage: Eukaryota; Ichthyosporea; Ichthyophonida
Exons: 1
Coding region: 1-651 (216 amino acids)
Source: RefSeq, a predicted model, not a curated record